Molecule: messenger RNA, 3003 nt
Organism: Enterospora canceri
Lineage: Eukaryota; Fungi; Microsporidia; Enterocytozoonidae
Source: the annotation of a GenBank genome assembly
AUGAACCAAGACGUCAUAGUAAUUAAAUAUGACUACAUGAUCAAGAUAUACACCGUUGGCUUUGUCUUUCUUAGGCAGAAGCACUUCUACGACAGAAUCACAGACAUAUCAAUGGAUGGGGAGAUGCUGGUGGUGCUAUUGGGCAAUAAGAUCAUACAAUGCAGCCUGCAAUUUGAGUCAAUUGCUCUUAGGGAGCUGAAUGAGCCUUUUUUCAGUAUCGAAUGCUAUGAUGGUUUAUGCAUUGUGACAAACAAAAAGACAGUUGCACAUUUCAAGCUACGAAAGAAGCAGAUCGCAGUCAACACCAUCACAGGUGACAUAAUCAAGCAAGUACGGUUCUAUCCAUCAACAAUAUUGAUGUGCAAGAAUACGAGACUCCAGCUACUCAAUAUUGAUGGGAAAAUGACACUUUUGGAGGAAUAUGAGCUGCUAGCAGUUCCAAUAUUGAUUGAAUCACUUGAUAAAUGCAUUGUAGUCAUUUACAGGCAUGGUCUGGAAGUGAUCUAUAAAAGCAAUAGGUUUCUAUACAGGCUAUGCAACUUGUUUUACAAUGAUGCCAGAUUUGAAAGCAAAACUGAACCAGAUUGUUGUUCUAGUGGAAAGAAGAAGAGGAUUGAAGUGAAACUGCUUGGUGAAAACAGCACCAAGAAAGAUAUCACUCAUUAUACGGCAGAAUUCUCAGAAUUCAAGGUGAUUUUUGAGAGUAUCAAGUGUGUUCAAACUGCUGAUGAAAUACUACUGAUUAAUGGAAAUGGAGACACGUACAGACUAAUCAUUGAUAUAGACGUGAAUAUAAUCAGAAAUGUGGAGUUGAAAUUCAUUGAAAAGAGACCUGAGCCAACAGCAGUAGCAUACUGUAAGACAGGAUAUGUCAUUGCCUGUAAAAAGGAUUAUCUCGUAGGAGUAUCAAAUGGAGUAAGAAGUGAGCUACGGCACCUGGGCAACCUGCAUACGAUUGAAAUCAGACCAAAUCGACUGAUCUACUACACGGAAGAUGUUGGAUUAGUUCAUGAGAAAUCUAUAAAAUUAGACAAUCACAUACCGUAUCAUACUGAAUGUAGUGAUAUUAAGGAGGAUGAUGGUGAGUUGUACUAUUACAGUAGAAAUCAAUGGGUGCUAUACGAUGGCAAUCAGACAGAUAAGAAAUUCAGGGGAAAUGAAACCAAAUCAGGCAACUUGUUUGAUUCAGAAGGCGAAUACGAAAUUGAGGCAGAAAGCAACAGGAUAAAACUAUCAAAAAGUAACAGGGUGGUAUUCAUAAUUUGGAUAGAGGACAUGAAUAGUAUGAUCAAGACAGAUGAAAAGGCAGCAAGAAGUAGCAUUGAAAUAGAGCAGAUUCUGUUGAAGAAGUACAAGGAGACUCUGAACGUGUUUCUGGUGGUGGAUGGAUUCCUAUACAUUUAUAGGCUGAAUGGCGAAUACUUGGAGAAGCAGUUUGUGGAAGAGUUGAUCUACUUCCAGAAUACGAUCAAGACAGACCAAACAUACAUGUUCAAGUGCAACAGAUUCAUCUACACCAAGUCAAUUGUGCCAUACUUCAUCUUUGUGGAAAAUGAGAUAAUUUAUACAAAAUCAAGAAUGCCCUAUGAUAAAAUUAUUCAGGUUAAGGAAGAAGUGUUCUACACGGUGAGAAAUAGGCUUGGUGCAACUAAUGAGAAUAAGAUCCAAUACGAGAGACUCUGUGACAUGGAAGUGAAAACAGUACCAAAAUUCAGAUACAGGGGAAUAGAAGAAGCCAAUUCAUCUGAAGUAGCAAAGAAGAAGUUUGUAGGAGCCAAAUACAGUAGGCAGCUAAACCUGGUCAAUUGUGUUAUUGGAUUCAACUACAUUAUUGGAGUAGGAGUAGCACGAGAUUGCUAUAGAAACGUACCAGUUGUGCCAGUUGUACACAGACAAACAGAUGACAACAAGACGGUGACAGAACGAAUCAACCCGUACAUCGAGGACAACAGAACAGCAGUGAUGGGAAGCACACUUCGAUUCAGCCUGAUCCUGUACAACCAGAACAGACAAUUCAUUGAAUCCGUUCCACUUGACGAGAACGAGUAUGUGGUAGAUACGAAGAUCAUUCUGGAGCAUUUUGUACUGGUUGCGGUGACAUCUGUUGAGACGGAAGACCGUGUGGCCAAGAGUCGCCUGAUUCUGUACCAAAUUGUUUCGAUCGUAUCCAACAAGAAUGAGCCUGGUAAAAAUAUCAAACUCAAGUACAUUACGCAUGAAAUAACAAAAUAUGCCACACACAGCAUCGACAUCUUCUACAAGCAGAUUCACAAGGAGAAGCACACUUUGAAUGACAUUCUGGUUUGUGUAGGAGUAGGAACACGACUAAUGGUCUACGAGGUGAGUUACGACGAGUUUACGGCAGUAGGAAGAAUGGAGGUUGGAAUAUCGACGGUAUCAAUUCAGGUGCUUAGGAAUUUGGUACUGCUUGGAGACAUGUUCAAUGGAAUGCAACUGCACUUCAUGAGACCAGAUAACCCACUGAAACUGAGUGAGUUGGCUACAACAAACGCAAUCAGAGACAUCCAAUGCGUCUAUACGGUCGUAGACAACCACGAUGUGCUAUUUACGUGUGUUACCAAAAUGGGUGAAAUAUACGGAUUCAAGUACGAGCCAGAGGAGACAAACACGUUCAAAGGAACCAGACUGGUCAAGCAGUUUGCAAUUGACACCAAAAUAGGAGGAGUAGCACACACAGCCCAGAGGUGCAAUGAGAACUAUACCGUGAUCAAUAACACAAUAUUCAUGAUUAAGGAAGUAGGAAACUACGACAAAUUGUACGGUGUGAUAUGCGACGUAUUGGACAAUACGAUGGAGUUGAAUGCAGAAGACUGUAUGGAAAUGAACGAGUUACUGACGAAUGUGCCUGAAAUGGUCUAUCAGAAGAAUGUGCUCUUGGAGUACCAGAACAUGAGUCACCAGGACAGGGCGACUGUUGAAAGCAGGCUGCAGAUGAGCAGGGUGAAAAUAGUGGACAACUUGGCUGAUUUGAUGGAUGAGUAA